Papaver somniferum (opium poppy) is the source of this 3664-nucleotide messenger RNA. RefSeq names its product MDIS1-interacting receptor like kinase 2-like. The record is from RefSeq and is a predicted model, not a curated record. Lineage: Eukaryota; Viridiplantae; Streptophyta; Magnoliopsida; Ranunculales; Papaveraceae. Gene Ontology annotation, cellular component: plasma membrane. The transcript has 2 exons. Gene Ontology annotation, molecular function: protein binding; ATP binding; protein kinase activity. Gene Ontology annotation, biological process: hormone-mediated signaling pathway; protein phosphorylation. Bases 74 to 3496 code for a protein of 1140 amino acids.
UCAUAAAGCACCCCUUCUACUACUUCGUUAGUUAAUCAUCACCCAAAAACUAAAACUCCUUCUUCUUUCAAAAAUGUCGCAACCAUUAAAAGUUUCCACUGAUACUUUACUAGUAGUACUGUUAGCAUCACUGUUAGUUUCAUGUUACAGUAUUGUUCUAUCUGCUUCUGGUUCUUCUUUUUCUUCCACCGGCACAAAACAACAUUUACAAGUAGGUGUAGAACAUGAAGUAGACGCUCUUUUGAAAUGGAAAUCUAGCCUUGUAAAUCAAACUCACUCUCUCCUCCCCUCUUGGAAGAUAAAUUCUGCUGCAAGUACGACGACUCCAUGCAAGUGGUAUGGAAUCACUUGUAACAAAGAAGGAAGCGUCCUGGAAUUGAAUAUAUCUGGUUUGGGUUUAAAAGGUACACUCUAUAAUUUCAAUUUCUCAUCUUUCUCCAACUUUGUUAGUCUUAACUUGAGCGACAACAAACUCUUUGGAACCAUUCCGUCUCAAAUUGGCAUUCUUCCAAAACUCACCCACCUUUUUCUUUACAUGAAUAAAUUUUCUGGACGUUUUCCACCAGAAAUAGGCUCUCUCACAAGUCUGCAGGUGUUAGAGCUUUCUGAAAAUCAAAUUAGUGGAUCCAUUCCGCGUGAAAUUGGAAAUUUAUAUUCUCUCACUGGUAUAUGGUUGUACACAAACAAUCUCACUGGUUCAAUCCCUGCUUCUAUAUGCCACUUGACCAACCUCACAAUAUUAUCAGUUGCUCAUAAUCAACUCAUUGGUGCCAUCCCUCAAGAUAUAGGAAGGCUAAGUUCUCUGACUGGGUUAGCUUUGCAGGGAAACAAUCUCAUUGGUUCCAUCCCUACUUCUAUAUGCCACUUGACCAACCUCAGAUAUUUAUCAGUUGCUCAAAAUCAACUCACUGGUGCCAUCCCUCAAGAUAUUGGAAGGCUAAGUUAUCUGACUAGGUUAGCUUUGCAGGGAAACAAUCUCAUUGGUUCCAUCCCUACUUCUAUAUGCCACUUGACCAACCUCAGAUAUUUAUCAGUUGCUCAAAAUCAACUCACUGGUGCCAUCCCUCAAGAUAUAGGAAGGCUAAGUUCUCUGACUGGGUUAGCUUUGCAGGGAAACAAUCUCAUUGGUUCCAUCCCUACUUCUAUAUGCCACUUGACCAACCUCACAUAUUUAUCAGUUGCUCAUAAUCAACUCACUGGUGCCAUCCCUCAAGAUAUUGGAAACCUAAGGUCUUUAACUGGCUUAUAUCUGUCCACGAAUAACCUCACUGGUCCGAUCCCUACUUCAUUAGGUAAUUUGAGAAAUUUGACUAAUUUAUAUCUUUUUGAAAAUCAAUUAAAUGGAUCAUUGCCGACGGGAAUGAACAAUCUAACACAGUUGGAAAAAUUAUAUUUGGGUCGGAACAGAUUUUCUGGUUACUUACCUCAAAAUGUUUGUCAGGGAGGAACCCUUAAAAAACUUGUGGCACGUAAUAAUCUUUUCACAGGUCCUAUACCAAGAAGCCUUAGAAGUUGCACCAGCCUUAAAAAACUCGUUCUUGGAAACAAUAAACUAGUAGAUAACCUAACCGAGGCGUUUGAAGUGUAUCCUCAUCUAUCUAGGCUUGAUGCGGAAAACAAUAUGUUGUAUGGUGAACUCUCGAAAGACUGGGGAAAAUGUCAAAAUUUGACAGUCCUAUCUUUCUCAGGGAACAAUAUCACAGGUAGAAUACCAUCUGAAUUGGGAAAGUUGAAGAUUUUAGGCGAACUUCAUCUUGGUUCAAAUAACUUAGUAGGAGAAAUUCCGAAGGAGUUGUUGAAAUUGUCUUCACUGAUCAAGUUGAAUUUGAGCAAUAACCAGCUUUCUGGCAGGUUGUCUUUAUCAAUUGGAAUGUUAUCCAACCUGCAAUAUCUAGAUUUAUCAGAAAAUAAACUCAUCGGAUCAAUACCCAAACAACUAGGGCAGUGUUCAACUUUACUAUCUUUGAAUUUGAGCAGUAACAAUUUUAAUGAAAGUAUCCCACCCGAGAUUGGAAACUUGGAUUCGUUGCAAAUUUUGUUAGAUCUUAGUUACAAUGAGUUGAGUGGAGGGAUACCAUCAGAUCUCGGAAAACUAAGCAAACUAGAAACACUAAAUGUAUCCCACAACAAGCUUUUCGGGUCAAUUCCAUCUUCAUUUGAUCAGAUGUUUAGCUUGACCACUGUCAAUAUUUCGUACAAUGAAUUGAGGGGUCCUCUUCCGAACACCAAGGCCUUUGAAGAUGCUCCGACUGAUGCAUUCAAGAACAACAAUGGAUUAUGUGGUAAGAACUUUCGAGGUUUAAAACCAUGUAAUUCGUCGGAUGUGAUUAUUGGAAGAAAAGAAAACAAUCAUCAACUCUUGCUCAUAGUCCUACUCGCUUUGUUGGGUUUAUUAUUUUUUCUAUUCAUACUUCUCGCAAUCUUUUAUCGACUUCGUAAAAGAUCAGUAAGAAAUGACGCGAAAAUGGAUAGAGCGAACGCUUCAGAUGUUGGAAGAAAUUUAUUUUCAAUCUGGAAUUACGAUGGGAAAAUCGCGUUUGAAGACAUAAUUGAAGCAACGGAAAAUUUUGAUACGAAAUACUGCAUCGGAACAGGAGGAUACGGGAGCGUUUACAAAGCAGAGCUGUCUAAUGGACAGGUUGUAGCCGUGAAGAAACUUCACUCGCCAGAUGAAGAUUCUGAGUUAGUUGACAUGAAAUCUUUUGAAAGCGAAGUGAAUGCAUUGACAGAAACCCGUCACAGGAACAUCGUAAAGCUUCUUGGUUUCUGUUCUAGUCCAGAACGACGGAUCUCAUUUUUGGUAUAUGAGUUCAUAGAGAGAGGAAGUUUGAAAAGUGUUUUAUCUGAUGGAGAACGAGCAGCGAAGUUUGAUUGGAUAAAGAGGAUAAGGUUCAUCAAUGGAACAACUAAUGCACUUGCUUACAUGCACCAUGAUUGCGUACCCGCAUUAGUCCAUAGGGACUUAACGAGCAAUAAUGUCUUGUUAGAUUCAGAAUAUGGUGCUCGUGUGUCUGAUUUUGGUACUGCGAGAAUGUUGAAACCAGAUUCAUCCAACUGGACAUCACUUGCAGGAACCUUCGGAUAUAUUGCUCCAGAGCUUGCUUAUACAAUGAAGGUAACUGAGAAGUGCGAUGUUUAUAGCUUUGGGGUUCUAAUAUUUGAAGUACUAAUGGGGAGGCAUCCAUCUGAAGUCAUCACACUGCUCUCUGAUAUACUUCUUCCGUCUUCAUCUUUGAUUCCAACGGAGACGGAUCAAAAGCUGAGAGACAUAUUAGACCAACGCAUCGGAGCUCCAGGUAAUGGUCUUCAGAAAGAAAUAAUGUACAUUGCCAAGGUUGGGAUUUCAUGCUUACGCGGUGAUCCAAGUACUAGGCCAACUAUGCAAGAAAUAUCAGUCGAGCUAUCAUUGUCAGCCAAGAGUAGGCAAUCUUUGGCAAAGCCUUUUGAAACUAUCACAUUAGGAGACUUACCCAUAUUGUCUGAUGAAUUUGUGUAACCAAACCUUCCUUCUUAUUUUCAUUUCAUUUAUCAGUAAUUAAAUUGAUCAUGUUAAGCCUUUAUAUGUUUAUUGGAAAUGCUUCACAUCAGCCUAGGAUGCGGACAUCUUCAUAAUGCUGAUUGCUGUUCGUUGAUAGUCAUGAGGCACCAAUAUUUUUAAUGCCAA